Messenger RNA from Lodderomyces orthopsilosis Co 90-125, 1020 nucleotides. It is a transcript of the gene HMT1, whose product is annotated as protein-arginine omega-N methyltransferase. Gene Ontology annotation, biological process: peptidyl-arginine methylation. NCBI's taxonomy places the organism in Eukaryota, Fungi, Ascomycota, Pichiomycetes, Serinales, Debaryomycetaceae. Gene Ontology annotation, cellular component: nucleus. Gene Ontology annotation, molecular function: protein-arginine N-methyltransferase activity. The coding region runs from base 1 to 1020 and encodes 339 amino acids. The transcript has a single exon. The record is from RefSeq and is a predicted model, not a curated record.
AUGCCCGAAUCAGCCACUGACAAGUCUACUCUUGAUAAAUAUGAGCAGCACUAUUUUUCAUCGUAUGAUCAUUUCGGUAUUCACGAAGAGAUGUUGAAAGAUACAUCACGUACAUUGAGUUAUAGAAAUGCCAUGUACAGAAACAAAGAUGCAUUCAAGGACAAGAUCGUUCUUGAUGUUGGUUGCGGUACUGGUAUACUUUCAAUGUUUGCUGUUAAGGCUGGAGCAAAACAUGUUUACUCAGUUGAUAUGUCAUCGAUUAUUGGCAAGGCUAGGGAAAUUGUUGACUUGAAUGGGUUCAGCGAUAAAAUUACUUUCUUACAAGGUAAAUUGGAAGAUAUAAAGUUGCCAGUUGAUUCCGUCGAUAUUAUAAUAUCAGAGUGGAUGGGGUACUUUUUACUUUACGAAUCAAUGUUGGAUACUGUUUUGUACGCUAGAGAUAAGUACCUUGUCAAAGGUGGUUUGAUUUUGCCAGAUAAGUGCCAGAUGUACAUUGCUGGUAUCGAAGAUGGUCAAUACAAGGAAGAAAAAAUUCAUUAUUGGGAAGAUGUCUACGGCUUUGAUUAUUCGCCGUUUAUCAAAACAGCAAUGGAGGAGCCAUUGGUUGAUACUGUGAAUAAACAAGCAUUGGUAACAAACAGUUUCAAGUUUUUUGAGUUUGAUAUUAACACAGUCAAGAAGGAAGAACUUUCUUUCAAAAGAAAGUUUGAAUUGUUUGCCACUGAGAACGAUAUGUGUCAUGCGUACAUUGUUUAUUGGGAUGCAAUUUUCCCUGGAAAAGAAAGGAUUACAUUACCAACAGGACCAAUGAACCAGUAUACUCACUGGAAACAAACAGUAUUUUACAUGGACCAGGUAUUGGAUUUGAGGAAAGGUGACCUUAUCUAUGGCGAAAUUUUUGCUCGUCCAAGCACCAUCAACCCCAGAGAGUACGACAUUGACAUCAAAUGGGACUUGCAAACUGAAAGUAACGACACGAAUAGGAAUCAAAAAGGGGAGUACAAAUACUUUCUUCGUUAG